Molecule: messenger RNA, 3882 nt
Organism: Diaporthe amygdali
Lineage: Eukaryota; Fungi; Ascomycota; Sordariomycetes; Diaporthales; Diaporthaceae
Exons: 1
Coding region: 1-3882 (1293 amino acids)
Biological process (GO): nucleotide-excision repair
Cellular component (GO): nucleus
Molecular function (GO): DNA endonuclease activity; single-stranded DNA binding
Source: RefSeq, a predicted model, not a curated record
AUGGGUGUCAACGGUCUUUGGACGGUCGUGCAACCUUGCGCCCGGCCCACAAAUCUCGCCACUCUCAAUCGCAAGCGACUUGCCGUGGAUGCUUCUAUCUGGAUUUACCAGUUCCUCAAAGCUGUGCGCGAUAAGGAGGGCAACGCCCUGCGCAACAGCCACGUCGUCGGUUUCUUCCGGAGGAUAUGCAAGCUCCUAUGGUUCGGCAUCAAACCUGUCUUCGUAUUCGACGGUGGGGCUCCUGCCUUGAAGCGCGCUACCCUGCAAGGCCGGCGUAGGCGCAGGGAGGGCAGACGCGAAGAUGCGGUGCGCACGGCGGGGAAACUGCUUGCUGUGCAGAUGCAGAGGAUCGCACAGGAGGAAGAGGAGAAGCGCAAGGAGAGCCAGAGGCAAAGGGAUGCUAGCCCUCAGGAUGGGGUGGCACCCGGCGAGGAGCUUCCCGACAUGGAAAACAUGGUGUACGCCGACGAGGCCUUUCAGCCGCAGGAGGAACGCAAAAAGGAGAGAAAAUUCUUCAGGCAGGAUCAGUACCACCUACCGGAACUGGGGACCAGCAUCGAAAAAAUGGGAAAGCCAGAGGACCCCCGUAUCAUGAGCGUGGAGGAGCUGGAGGACUACGCGAGACAGUUCCACAACGGUGAGGAUGUCAACUUGUACGACUUCAGCAAGAUCGAUUUUGAUGGCGACUUCUUCAAGAGUCUGCCACCCGCAGACCGGUACAAUAUCCUCAAUGCGGCGAGGUUGCGGAGUCGGCUCAGGAUGGGACUGAGUAAAGAGCAGCUAGGCAUCAUGUUUCCAAAUCGCAUGGACUUCUCGAGGUUCCAGAUCGAGCGCGUCCAGGAGCGGAAUCGUCUGACGCAGAGACUCAUGUUCGAAAUGAAUAUGGGGGGUGACUUGACAGUCACCGGUGGCGGACGAGUUGCUGGAGAGAGGAACCGGGAGUAUAUCCUCGUGAGGAACGAGAAUGCGGAUGGUGGCUGGGCACUGGGUGUUGUCAGCACUGAGAAAGACUUGGGCGAAGCCCACAAACCGAUUGACGUUGACAAGUUGCACUUCAAGUUCGAAGCCAAGGACGAAGAUGCAGAUGAAAGCGAGGACGACGACUUUGAGGAUGUGCCUAUAGAAGGCUUAAAUCGUCUACCGAAGGUCAAAAGCCACAAAGUGGGUUUCCAAGAUGAAGAUCAGAACGUGGAGUCGCUAUUCGGGGACGAAUACGAAGGCAACAAUGAUCUAUUCGUGGCUCAAGAAAACGAGGAUGAACUAGUGGCAGAUGAAGAUGAAGACGUUGCACGAGCAAUUGAGAUGUCCCUUCGAAACCAACAUGGUACCGACAAAGAGGCGGAAGAGGCGCAAGAAGACGUAUUCGAGGACGUGCAGAUCCCUGACUGGAAGCAAAAAGCAGUGGAAACGCCAAAACCAAUUGCGUCCACAAGCGGUAGCAUGGUUGCCCAUAUCAUCAACAACCGGGCAAAUGCAGCUGUCGCAAAGAGGAAGCAAAGUGAGGACAGUGAUAGUGAGGAAGACCUGCAAUCGGCGUUGAGGGCUGCAAGGAAGAAGAAGGCCGCAGUGAAACCAAAAUCAAUGGAAACGGUCCGACCCAACGUCAAGAAUCCUUUCGAUGGGCCUUUACCUUUUGAGAAGCUGAAUUGGAGGACCUCCUUAUUUGAAAAGAAGCCGAAACCCGUGUCCGCGCCCAAACCAGAAGAAAGCAUCAAAGACAUCUUCGAGUCGGAGGGUGGCUUUCAAAUCGAAUUGCCUGAGGAGAGAUCGAGUGACAAGGCUCGGCCGGCUGGCCCGAAAGAACCAGAUCCUCCCGAGGACGAUGACUUUGAGGGUGGAUUCGAGAAAGAAGCCGGCGGAGAGAAAGCACCGCAACCGUUACCUCCGUGGAUGAUCAAUGACGAAUCGGAUAUCCGGGAGAAAAUGCAGAAGCAGCGACUUAUCGAGACCGAGGUGAAUGAGGAGGACCAGCGAUUAGCUGAGGAGGAGGAGCGUCUCCGAAUGAAGCGACGGAACGAGGUUGUCGAGAUUGAAUCAUCUGAUGACGAUGAUGAUGACAUUGAAAUUGUCGAUGCUCCUCCAGUAAAGUCUGCUUCACUUGGGAGUUCAGACGCGAACGAAGCCCCGAAUGCACAUACAGGUUUCACAGUCACGUUGCCACCGCCUUCGAAGGAUUCUGAAGAUCCAACAAAAACAAGUCCGGAAGCAGUGUCAAGAGAUGUAAUCAGUCAAAACAGCGAGGGCGAGGGCCUUCAUGAGGACCAGACGGAGACACCUCUUUCUCUGUCAUCUGAGAUGGAAUUCGAAAAUAUCGAUUUGCCACAAGACAGCCCCCCAGCAGCAUCCUCUCCGCAACAAGAGCAGCAGGGAGAUGCUGCCGAGGAUAUGAUAUUUGAGGAUGUUGAGCUGCCGCAAGAGCAACCCAAGAUUACCGAGGCGUCAUUAACAGCUGAACAGCCAGCUCAGAUCGAAGAACUUGGCUUUGGGGAAGUCACGCCUCCAACACCUCCGAUUGCUCAGCAGGAAAGAGUCGAAGGAAUCGCGCCAAUUGUUGACCCGGCUGCAGCAGACGAUGAUGGCCUAUUCUCGGAUGGCGAGUACGAGGAGUUCAGCGAUCCCGAGGAAGAACAGCUCCUGGCGCAGAUGGCUGAGGAGGCCGAAGAACAUGCUCGAUUCGCAAGUCAGCUGAACAACAAGCCAGCUUACCAGAACCAGGAAGACUACGAGCGGGAGCUACGGGCGUUAAGAAACCAGCAGAAGAAAGAUAGGCGUGACGCUGACGAGGUGACACAAAUCAUGGUGACCGAGUGUCAGGCCCUGCUGCGCUUGUUUGGCAUCCCGUAUAUCACAGCCCCGAUGGAAGCUGAAGCUCAGUGCGCCGAGCUGGUACACCUCGGACUCGUCGAUGGUAUUGUCACUGACGACUCCGACAUUUUCCUGUUCGGUGGCACGAGGAUCUACAAAAACAUGUUCAACAGCAACAAGUUUGUCGAGUGCUACCUGUCUGACGAUCUUGAGAAGGAGCUCUCCCUAUCCCGUGACCAGCUCAUCUCGAUAGCUCACCUCCUAGGAUCCGACUACACUGAAGGCCUCCCGGGAAUCGGCCCUGUCACGGCCGUGGAGAUCCUCUCAGAAUUUCCAGGGAGGGAAGGCCUGACUGCGUUCAAGGAAUGGUGGACUGAGGUGCAGCAGGACCUCAACCGGCCUAAGGAAGCUGACGCACAAUCUGCGUUCCGGAAGAAGUUCCGCAAGAGCCAGGCCACCAAGCUCUUCCUGCCCCCGAGCUUUCCCAGCCCGCCUGUCUACGACGCCUACCUGCAGCCUGAGGUUGACAAGAACCCGGAGUCAUUCCAAUGGGGGGCGCCGGACCUGGAGGGGUUGCGGCGGUUCCUGAUGGCGACGAUCGGGUGGAGCCCAGAGCGGACGGACGAGGUGCUCGUGCCGGUGAUCAGAGAUCUGAACCGCAGGGAUAUGGAAGGCACACAGAGCAACAUCACGAGGUACUUCGAGGGAAGUGUGGGCGUUGGUGCCAAGGAGGCCUUUGCGCCUAGGCAAAGACAAGCAGGGAGUAAGAGAAUGGCCGCAGCGGUGAAUAGGCUGCGAGCCAACGCUGGAGUUGCUGGGACAGAGGCAGACAACUCCGGUGAGGGCACAUCGGCCACUCAGGGAUCUGAAAAGAAUUCUUCGAGGAGCAGCGGCGCAAAGACACGAAAACGCAAGGCUCGUGCCACGGCUGUUGUUGAGAGCGACGGCGACGAUGACGCGGAUGAUAAUGAUCGUGAUGAGGAGUUUGUUGACGAUGACAGGCAAGUGACAAAUGGCAAGGCUGGCACGCGGAACAGAGGACGGGGAAAAGGAAAAGGGAAAAAGGCAAAGACCUAG